Molecule: messenger RNA, 1866 nt
Organism: Neltuma alba
Lineage: Eukaryota; Viridiplantae; Streptophyta; Magnoliopsida; Fabales; Fabaceae
Product: BTB/POZ domain-containing protein At3g56230
Exons: 5
Coding region: 684-1487 (267 amino acids)
Molecular function (GO): protein binding
Source: RefSeq, a predicted model, not a curated record
UUUUUUAAUAAAAAAGAGAGAAAAAAGAAUAAGAGCGUGUUUGGUUGAUCUAAUUAUUCCCUCAAAUGAGAAUUAACUAUCCAGGUUGGCCUUGUUCAAAGACCUCAUUGUGAUAUGAAUACUGAAUAUAUAAAUAAGGCUUAAUCAAUGCUUUAUUAUUGGAUCCCAAAAUUAUUAACAAAUGGACACAGAAGUUGUUAAAGAUAGAUGGAUAUAUAAUGGUUUCCUUGCAAAUUUGUGCUGUGAAAGUGGUUGCAAAGUCUUCUUCCAAACUGUCUGAUUCCUUCUUCUAUAUAUUCCUCUCUGCUUUCUUAACAACUUUUCUCCAUCACUACUCUAAAAAGAUGCACUACCAAACUUCUUAACUGCUUUCUCUUUUCUCGUACCCCAGUCUGCCCUCUCCCUCCAUCAUCUCAGGCUAAGAAAUUGAAAGUGAGGGGUAGUUUGGACAUUUCAGAUGACUUCCAAACUAAAAUAUUCAGACGAUGCAUACAGGAUAAUCAUGAUUGUGUCCGUGUAAAAGGAUAAUGAGUUGGGAAAUCACAAGUUCCUAACAGAAACAAUAUUGGAAAUAAAUAUUAUAUAUAUUGUGUUUGCAGAUUCAGAACUAGAACUUCCAUUUCUUCAGGUUUUAAGAAACAGCAAGGAAAGAAGAAGCAGGAGAAGAAGAAAAGUGAUCAGAGAUGGAUUGCUGUGUAUGCACAACAAUGCCAUUGACAUUAAGGCCACCCAGGAAUACCAUAUGUGGGGCCUGCUAUGAAGGAGCCAGGAGCAUUCUUAAUAUGAUGAACAAGCUUGAAUCUGAUGAAACAAUGGAUAAUCCUAACGCCUCUCCAGCUUCACCCUCCCAUAAUUCGAGUAAGUCACUUUCGACAUUUAAAAGAUGGUAUACGCAGCAGUUGGAUCAGAUGAAUGAACAUAAACAUCAAUUAGCCUUCCUUGAAAGCUUUGUUGAUGCAUUUAGAUCACAAACCCACACUGAUAUAACUGUCACUCCUGGCAACCAUGGCCCUCCAAUACCUUCCCAUAAAGCAGUUCUGGCGACAAGGUCAGAGGUCUUCAAGAACAUUUUAGACUCAGAUGAAUGCAAAGCGGCACCUACUAACAACAUUACAAUACCCGAAUUGAACUACGAAGAGCUAGAGAGUCUUCUGGAGUUUCUCUACAGAGGGAACUUGGGUCCAGAGAAAAUGGGGAAGCAUGUAUUUGCUUUGUCAUUGGCAGCUGAUAAAUAUGGGAUUGCUUAUUUACAGAACCAAUGCGAGCAGCAUAUGCUGAAUUCGCUAAGCAUCUCUAAUGUCCUUGAUGUAUUGGAGAUUGCAGACACCUGUUCCAACCAGAAGUUGAAGGACACUGCUAUGAAGUUCUCAGUUGAAAACAUUCAGGAGAUAGUUUUGUCCUCAAGAUAUGAAGUCUUUGUGCACAGAAGCCCUCAUCUAACGGUGCAACUUUCCAGGGAAUCAUUGAAGGCUGUCAAUGUCAAAUGAUGAUCGUCUCAGCUCAUCACACUUCAUAAUUUGUUCGGUUUUCCUUUUGGAAAAAUUUCGUUCAGCAAGAACUGUAUGGAAGACUCUUUAUUGCUUUGGAUGAUUUUUUCCUUCCCUCAAAAAUGCCCGAGUUAUGUGGAGUUUUAAAGGCAAAUCGCUUUUGGCACUAUUCAAGAUUAUAAUUUUCAAAUUAAAAGACUACAAUAUUAUAGAUGAUGCCGGAGAUUAUUCCUCUUUGGGCGGCUUAGAGUAAAGGUAUAUCGUUUACGGCACCCAAUGAGUGACGUCUACUGAUCAUUGAAGAAAAAAUGAGUCAAUCUCGAAGAUUCAUCUUUAGAAGAACAUUACAAUAAAAAUGUUUGCUGCAGCUUUAUACAAA